AUCUGGUCCUGAGCGUCCCUCCUCACCCGCUCGCCAUCCCGUCUGUCUGCUGGCCUGUUCCACCGCCCAGGGCACACCCGACCGCCGCUAGAGCCCGUAUGUCCAAGACAAGCGCCCACAGACUCGACCCGGUUGCCGAGGAUCUGCUCCGGGAGCUUGCCCUGCCAGAUCAGCUCGGCAUCGCCCUGACCACCCGGAUCUGGCACUACUUGCUGCCGCUGCUCUUGCAGAGGGAUGCUGCACCGCAAUCCGAGCCCACGCCGCCGUCAUUGCUGCAGGUGCCUGCCUCUAAGCGCAGUCGCAUUGCCAGCGGCAAGGCCGUCGCCGUGUCCAAGCCGGCGCCGACUCUGAAGCAGCAGCGGCAGCCGAAAAAGUCGGCAACCAGCUCCGUUGCCUUGUCAGAGGAUCUCAAGGUGUCCAGAGCCAAGAUGGGUCUGUUUGCAAUGAAUGUCCUCAACCAAAAUGCUCGAACACUCGCAGAUCUUUCAAAGUCCGUCCAGCCACCGAAACCAGCUGGAGAUCUGGGCAAGACAUCGUCAUCUUCCACAGCCAACACUGCAAAGGCCAUCGCCUCCGGGACACAUGCGCGCACAUUGGCAGCAAAUCGAAAGCCAGGCACUUCGGCCAAGCUACUGUCGGUACCAAGUCUGGAAUCAGAACGAGACUCGGCCAUCUUUGGCAGCUUCAAGCAGGAGGGGCAUCCGCAGAGGGACUGUCUCGGCGAGACGACGCUGCUUGCGAUUCAAGUGCUCAUGCUGACCGAGCCCUCGCUGUCGCUUGCCCGAGCCGAUCUUCUCAAAGCCUUUGUUAGCGUCGCACUCAAAUUCGUGGACCUGAACAUGACAGAGCCUGCCCUAAGAAUAUUUGUGCAUGUGAAACCAAUGCUCCGCGCUCUGCUUGAGACUGGCGGCAGUGCAUCGCCAGAGCUCGAGCCACCUGGGACUGUCGCGGCCCAGGGACCCAUGGACAUCGACACACCCCUAGUCACUCCCAAAGAUGUCUCUGCGCUCCUCCAACCAGACUCGGAGGCCGAGUGGUCUCGGCUACUGGACUUUUGUUGCACCGCAGGCGAUAAUUGCGGCGAUGCGAGCAUCCUCAAUCUGGUAUCCAACUUUCAGCAUGGUGCUGCCAAGAUACUGCUCAGCACAUUGAGACGUCCUAGAAUGGAUCUGCUCAACAUGGCAUCAUGUGUUGCAGUGUGUGACGCCAUGCUAAGGAUCGAUCUACCGGCCGGACAGAGGAUAUGCGACGGGCUAUAUCGGCUGCUCUUCAAUUCGUCUCUCAAAAUUGAUCAAGGAUACGUGGGUGUGCUGCAGCUGCGUGCGAUAGCACUUCAGCUCUAUGUCCGAACAAAGGACCCGUGUCCGCUGCGAUUCCACGACAACGUAUUCAAAUUUGGAGCCAACUUUGAGCGCGCUGCCACUUCAAACCCACAAGACACUUUGAGAAGGAUCACGGAUUUUUAUCGUCAAAUUAGCGAUAUGGAUCUCCCAAACGAUACCGACACGUCGCGACAGUCCUCGCUGCUGUGGCGAGAGCAUUAUAUAUACGUCGUCAAAAAGCUGUCCGAUGUGUCGACGACUCAAGCCGCACUCGAGCAAUACUUGCACUUUGCUGAGCUCUGGACCGCGGAGGCUGCAAGGAUCGUGCUCUCGCUCUCCAGCCUCAUUGAGCUAGCUGUGAUCGAGAUUCGAGAUGCUGCAGAUCCCAAGCGCUCGCUGAAUUUGAACUCGAUCCCAAAUGUCGAAAGAGCCGUCCGCGCAGCCCAAGAGGCGGCCAAUGAGCCCCUGCAAAACUUGGCGCGUGGUCCGCUCGAUGCCUCCAAGGUGCUGAUGCGAUCAGCCGAUGCGCUUCGCAGACUACUGGCUGAUCUUUUGAAGUCGUGGCCGGAUGGAAGCUUGCCUCAGGACUAUCGGAGUGUGCUGCUACAGCCAAGUGUCGCCAUCUUUGACGACUUUGCGACGAUAUGCGACCGCUGGAUCGAGAUAAGCCAGUCGGGAUGUCGCACUCUCUUGCUUAGUAAGGUCGCACCAAGCAUAGCGGAAGGCUACAUCUCGAUCGCCAGUCUCUCAGCACCGACAGGCGAGGAGACCGAACGCUUCCUGACAAAGGCUGAGCAGUGGUGCAGAAAAUACGGACUCGUGAGUAGCACUAUGACUGUCUCGGCCGCAUAUUACAACCUCGGCGGCAAACUCUACAACUCUGGAGAAUUCGACUGCGCAGCGAGAUAUUUCCAGCAGUCCUGCAGUUUGGUCGAGCACGUCCUUCGUCAGACCGACGCCGAGGCGCCGACACACGCUGAAAUGCUGUCGACACUGCUACGGCGGCGCGACGCUUUGGUGUCCUGUUACCUGGCGGUAUCCGAUCAUGCGCAAGCGCAAGGACUCAUCGCCAGCAUUCUCGAGAGCACCGGCCCCUCGGUGUAUGAGCGCCUCCUUGCCACAACUUUGAGUGGGGCUCUGAGGAUACCGGAAACCGCGUUUAUCGUCAAGCUCGUCGAGAAGCACACCAAGUCGGUUUUGAUCCAGGCCAAGGCUGCUGCGUCAUCGGAUGUCAUCGAGGACCCGGAUUUGCUCCAUCAGAAAUUGACACAGCUCCGCGAGCGCUACCGAGUUGCAGUUGCCGAGCUGGAGUUGCAGUUCCUUCCAAAGCCCCAGCGGCGACCCGAGAGCGGUACCAGCUUGCGAUCAUUGCAGUGCCGUGAUGCAGUCGUAUCGUGGCUCUUGAGCCAAUACACUGCGCCGUCGGUCCAGCGAGCGGCAUGCUUGAUCGAAAGCGCCAAGAUCAUUCGUCUCGCGGGCGAGGCGGAUUCAGUCUCUGUCGCCUUGCAGACAUGCGAAUCAGCCAUCGACUUGCUCAAGAGUAAUUUACCGGUUGAAGCCACAUCAUCGAGUCGAAGCCAUUCUGAUGUCCUAGCGUGCGCCUAUGUCUUCAAAGGCGUCCUACUCUUCGAAAGCGCAUCCUACCAACCCAAGCCAUUCAAGCAAGCCCUGAAAAUAUGGCAGCAGCUUCUCCAGCCCAUUCCUGCACGCUACUGUGAGCAAGCGUGCACAGCAAUCGGGCAGUCCUUCCGGGAUAUCGAGGCAUCUUAUGCACACCUCCAUAUGCUGUCCGAGUAUUUUGAUAUCCUCAAACAGCCUCUGAGCAGAAUCCUCUCACUGCGUCUGGCGCUCAAGCUCAACAAUCUGCGCGCGUCCCCAUCCGCCAACGAGGCCGCCCAGUGUCUCGUCAAUAUCGGAUACAGCUAUCUGGAGCUGGGUUACACGGGCCGGGCCGGUGCAGCUUUUGCAGAUGCCAAGGAACUUGUCGAUGCAGGAACUGUCGCCGAGGCUGUUGUCGUUUACUGGAAGCUGUGCUACUGCUUCUACCUUGUGUGCAUCGGCAAUGCAGAGAAAAGUCGCGCUGUUUUUGACACGAUUGAGUCUCAGCAUGUCUCCUUCAUCAACGAGCCCGGCAACAAGAUCCACCGGCUGAACAUCAUAUCGUUUGCGUAUUUCGUUCGGGGACAUUUGGCCUUUGCAGAGGGCAAAAUCAACGAUGCGCUCUACGAUGGGACCAACUACCUCUGGGCGCUCAGCAGCCUCUACGGCACACAUGAGCUCAGCAACGUCAGCAUUUUCAAGGAGGCUCUUUCUAAGAGCGACCUGCGGAACGGCAAAAAUGCUGCGCAACAGCUCAUGGAGUCAUACUCAUGGCUGGGACGGCUGCAUGUUCUCCGCGGCUCCGUUGCGGAAGCCGAAUACUACUACAAGCGCGGACUGGAGCUGGCCGAGAAGAUCCAAUCCAGGGCCUUUGUCGUCGAGUUUCUGGGCGGGCUUGCCGAGCUGGACUGCAAGAGAGAGCGCUUUGACGAGAGCCGGGAGCUCAUUGCCCAAACGGACAAGGUCCAGCAGGAGCUUGCGGCCGAUGUCCCGAUCAAGGAUGGAGUUCUCACCAAGAUACGCGAGGGCGAUCUCCUCUUGAGAACAGGCCAGUAUACUGGGGCCUUGAAGCUCCUGAGAACGAGCCGGAACCAACUGCAAGACUCGAUGGCGCCGGCCAUGAUAUCUGGACUGGAGAACAAGCUGUUUGAAGUGCCUGAAACCCCGCGCGAAAAGGCGAUGGCCAAGGCGAUUUCCAAGUCGGCCGAUGACAUGCUCAUCGACGACGAGCCAUCGAAAGAGCUCGACAGCCAGCUCAUCAACGAGUGCCGCCUGCUUCUGGAUCUCAAGUCGUCGCUGAUAUCCAAGAUUGGACAUGCUUUGGGUCGACUGGGCAAGAUAGGGGAGGGAGAGAAAGUGCUGAUUGAAAGUGACGACGUCGAUCUCUCUGGAUUCGAGCAGGCCGAGUUCUACGCGACUCUCGGUAUGCUGCAAGUGGGCAAGCUCAUGAAAUAUCUCAGCGGAACGCCACUGUUGGACAUGUUCUCAGAUAGUGUUCUGGCACUGCCAUGGGGCGUGCCCAAGGCCAAUGGACGCGAGAUGAGCCUCUCCAAGUCGAUUCGGAAGAGCAUCAUCCAAACGGACGAGCUCCUGCAGGACUCUUUUGUAUCGGCGUACACCUACGGCUCUGCACAGAUGCUCCUGGACACCUGUCAUUACCGAGUGCUCCUCAACCUGGCCAAAGCCCAUCUCACCCCCGGCGACAACUCCAUGACCCCAAGCCAGCUUGCGCUGCACUCUGCAUUCUGUCUCGAAUUUGGCAAGGGCCUGACGCACCGCCGUGAAAUGGAAACUGUGCUUCGAGAGAAAAUGGAUAGCACAGGCACCAGGGCAGGCUCUUCUCAGACGAUUCUGUGGCCGAGCGCUCAGCCCCAGGCGCGAGGAGAUGCCGAAGGUGCAGACCAAGAAGACGACCGAGUACGAGAACUGUACAACCUCUAUCGCUCUGAAGCCAGCGCCGGCACACUUGAGUUUCAGAGCGACAUUGUGGAGCGUCUGCCUGAUGAAUGGGUGGUCGUCUCGCUGUCAGUAGACCAGGAGCGGCAUGAUUUGUAUCUCUCGCGCAUCGAGAGCAACGAGGCACCGGUGGUCUUGCGACUUCCGAUGCAGCGGAAAGCUUUCCGCGAAGGCGAAGAGGCUGGCUUGGUCCUGGCCGACGUUGUGGCCGAGCUCGAGCACAUCCUGAAGCAGAGUCGCGAGACCACGGAAGGACCGAUUGCCGCGAAGGCAAAGUCGAGCGAAAUCACCCACGAAGAGAAGCGCAAGUGGUGGGAAGACCGAAAGGCCCUCGACACGCAGCUUCGGGAGCUCCUGGCGCGACUGGAGAAUGAAUGGCUUUGCGGAUUCCGCGGGCUGCUCGGAGCAGAGCUUGGAGAAGGCAUCAGCAGUGGCCUCGUGGAAGGCUUCAAAGACGAGCUGACCAACUGCGUCGCACGAUGGAUCUCUGGCAAACGGAGCAGACCGAACACACGGGACCAGGCCAAGGACGGCAUCGAGCUUGACGGCCGCUUUUGCCAGGUCAUCCUUGGCUUGGGCUUGGGCGACGAGCCUGCUGCCGCCGAUCUCGAAGACAUCAUCUAUUAUCUGAUGGACAUGUGCCAGUAUGGGGGCAUCGAUGUUGAUUACGACGAGCUGGAGAUCGAAACGAUGAUUGACGAGCUUCGGAGUCUCCUUGAGCGGACACUGUCAGCCACGUCACUGCCAUCUGGAUCAAAGCCCAAACACAUUCUUUUGAUUUUGGACAAGCAUCUGCAAUCGCUUCCGUGGGAGAGCCUGCCUUCCCUCAGACGCCACCCGGUCUCGCGACUGCCAUCGAUCGCCUUUCUGCGGGAUCGGCUGCACUCCUCUGGGGUGGCGGCACGCGAAUCUGACGCAGCAGCAGCAACGUCACCAUCCAAAAUACCCAGCCCCAUCCAGCCAAGCACAUGGACCAUUGACUCUGACGAGAGCUUCUUUGUCCUGAAUCCAGGCCAAGACCUCAAGAAGACGGAGGACAUGUUCAACGACUUUGCACAAAGCCGCGCGACCUGGAGGUCGGUGAUUGGUAGGGCGCCAACCGAGAAGGAGUUUGCCGAGGCCCUCGAGCAGUCAGAGUUGUUUGUAUACAUUGGACACGGCAGCGGCGAGCAGUACGUUCCCAGCCGAUCAGUGCGCAAGCUGAAAAAGUGCUGCACUACGCUGCUGAUAGGAUGCAGCAGUGGACGCCUCAGCACUUGUGGUGAAUUCGACCCCUCCGGAGCGGCGGUUUCCUAUCUCAUGGCUGGUUGCCCCGCGCUGGCAGCGAAUCUGUGGGACGUUACCGACGGCGAUAUCGACCGGUUUACGGCCUCGCUCCUGAAGCGAUGGGGCCUGGCACGGAAGGACGCCGAGGCAGCACAAGAGGAUACGAUGUCGCUCCCGCAAGCGAUGCAGCGAGCGCGUGAGGACUGCCAACUCCCGUAUCUCACCGGAGCCGCCCCCGUGGUCUAUGGUGUGCCGGUGUCGAUCAUGCGCGUCCCUCAGGAUAAACUCGGCGAAAUCAAGAGCAGAGACCGAAGCGACAAGCCAAAGCCGAUGCGCAAGGAGGCCGCCAGGACCCGCCGGCAGAAGAAAUGAAGCCAAGCUGGCCGGGAGUCUUGCGACGCUGGGGGCCAGCCUCCUGCUGCUCGAAUACAUGUGGAUUGUCGACCGGAACAGAUGCCUGGCUGGUAGCUGGAUCCGCUCUGCCGGAUGGCAUCAGGAGAUGAAAUCACUGACGGGGCAAUCGGCUGCGGAUGGAGGAACCUUGCAGCAACCCAGCCGAUCUCGAUGCAGGCCAUGGUUGGCGAGCAUGGAACUGCGAGUCGCGCAGCAUCCGAGGGCUGGAUGGUGGAGUUGACGACAUCGGCAUCAAGCCACAGAUGCGAUUCAUAACGAAACCCUAUCGCCGACAGCAAGGAGCGAGUGAGUUCAUCG
Molecule: messenger RNA, 6854 nt
Organism: Polychytrium aggregatum
Lineage: Eukaryota; Fungi; Chytridiomycota; Chytridiomycetes; Polychytriales
Product: peptidase family C50-domain-containing protein
Exons: 26
Coding region: 99-6515 (2138 amino acids)
Biological process (GO): proteolysis; meiotic chromosome separation
Cellular component (GO): nucleus; cytoplasm; centrosome
Molecular function (GO): protein binding; cysteine-type endopeptidase activity
Source: RefSeq, a predicted model, not a curated record